GAGGGUAAUAUGAGGAGAUACAAUGAGAGAGAGAGAGAGAGAAGGGAGGAGGAGAGAAAUUUGGAAAGAGAGAUAAAGACAGAGGAUAGAGGGAUAAAAGCUGAUAAGGCUGCGCCGGACAGCUGGUUACAGUAGAGAGAAAGAGAGGGUGAGAGGGUGAGUGGAGCUGUAUCCUCUCUGUGAUUCUGCUGCAGCUUCUCUCUGUCACUGACUGAUCCAAUACAGAUGAUGUCAUCAGAGCACCUGACCUGUGGUUGGCUGCGGCGGCUGCUUGUCAUCCUCCUGAAGCUGUGCCUCGCUUUUGCUGGGCCUCUGCGACCACUCAACAGGACCGAUUGUGCGGCCAAGGGCCCUGCUUCCUACAUCCUGGUCUUUACGGGCCACUGGAGCCCUCAGGCCUUCCCCAAGCAGUAUCCACUGUUCCGGCCCCCUGCGCAGUGGUCCAAACUCAUAGCGGUCAGCCACAAUCGCCAUUUUCGGCUGUGGGAGGAAGGUGCCCCAGCCAGUGCAGGGGUGCAAAACUUCGCUGAACUCGGGGUGACGGUGGAGCUGAUGAAGGCGGCCAAGGAGGCCAGGAAGAGACGUGCAGUCGGCGCCAUGUACCGAACGGCCGGGAUCCCUAACGGCAUUGGGCACAGCUCCACUGAGUUGCUCAUGCAGCCCCGGAGCUCGCUGUUGUCCCUGAUGGUGAAGAUGAUCCCCAGCCCCGACUGGUUCGUUGGCGUGGACAACCUAAACCUUUGCGAGGGUGGCCAGUGGAAACAGGAAGUGACCAUUGACCUCCAGCCUUACGACGCAGGGACAGACAGUGGAUUCACUUUCUCCUCUCCCAACUUCCCCACCAGCCCGCCAGAAAACAUCACAAAGAUCACGUCUCAGAUGCCGAACCACCCAGCCAAUUCCUUCUACUAUCCACGUUUGAAGGAGCUUCCACCGAUUGCCAGCAUAAGGAUCACUCGACAGAACAGAUCACCUGACCGCCAAGCCCCAAUGUCCAAUCAUAUUCUGCCCAACUCUAUCAGUCCCCAGCGCUUCUCGGCUACACCACUGGACUGUGAGGUGUCUCUCUGGUCAUCCUGGGGUUUGUGUCUGGGUCCCUGCUCUAGAGGUGGCGUUCGCCACCGCACACGUUACAUCCUUUUGCGGCCGGCCAAUGCCGGCACCCCCUGCCCUGAGCUGGAGGAACAGGCUGAAUGUGUACCACACAGCUGUAUGAAAGUCCAGUAACCUGCAGAGCGCAUUCAACACUGGGACUCUCAUGUUAUCACUGCUGGACUGAGAAAUGUUGCUGCAUCCUGAGCAUCUCCUUGAUAAUGCAAUGGAUUGUUUUGUCUCUGUUACAGCCAAAUUGUGGAGAUUUAAGACUUGCUACAUUAUCUGUGCAGCCCACUAGUUUUAGAGCAUACACUUCUCUGUGUGUAUUUUAAUUCUGAUUGUAGCAGAGUCUUGGACAGGUAUUAGGGUUUGAGAUAACUGUUGUUAAAAGGUAAAAGUGAUUUUUAUAAACUGUCCAUGGAUCCAGGAUAGAAAAACUGACAUGAAGAGGAAUGACACGUGUCCCCUACAAAACCUGUUAUGGUUUAUUCAUUACCAACAGCAUAUGUAUGUAAAGCGUAUGCAGAUAUUAGCGUACUGGAGUCACAAACAUGCAUCUUUAACAUGCACACACUCUUACAUGUAUCCACACAUGUGCACACAGAAAUCUCCACACAAAGGUCCUUGCACACACUGCAUACUCUUUCAGGCACGGAGGCAUUAGUUUACAUAAGUAACCUAUACAUGCUUGGCACAUGCAGCUCUUUCAAAAUAACCUCACACCCCCGAUUUAUAAAUAUCACCUUUCACAAGAAAAAACCUAAUAGCUGACUUGAAGUGUAGAGCCAGUCUGAAUAUGCUGGCCUAUUUUAUAACAAGAUGCAGGUUUUUAUAAAAAGAAAGAUGUUUUAUUAUCUCUUUUGAUAUUUUAAUGUUGAGAUUUUGUAUAUACUGUAUGAUGUACCUUAUCUUGUAUAACUCAUGAAUAAAUGUGGUGGUGUUUUUCAAA
Lates calcarifer (barramundi perch) is the source of this 2044-nucleotide messenger RNA. It is a transcript of the gene spon2a, whose product is annotated as spondin 2a, extracellular matrix protein. Gene Ontology annotation, biological process: cell adhesion. NCBI's taxonomy places the organism in Eukaryota, Metazoa, Chordata, Actinopteri, Centropomidae. The transcript is spliced from 6 exons. Bases 226 to 1227 code for a protein of 333 amino acids. The record is from RefSeq and is a predicted model, not a curated record. Gene Ontology annotation, cellular component: extracellular matrix.